This is a messenger RNA of Aphidius gifuensis, 2121 nucleotides long. RefSeq lists its product as uncharacterized. The coding region runs from base 1 to 2121 and encodes 706 amino acids. Gene Ontology annotation, molecular function: protein binding. Gene Ontology annotation, biological process: SCF-dependent proteasomal ubiquitin-dependent protein catabolic process. NCBI's taxonomy places the organism in Eukaryota, Metazoa, Arthropoda, Insecta, Hymenoptera, Braconidae. The transcript is spliced from 10 exons. The record is from RefSeq and is a predicted model, not a curated record. Gene Ontology annotation, cellular component: SCF ubiquitin ligase complex.
AUGAAUGAGCUCAAAAUAUUACGUAAAUCAGGAUUUGAAAAAAUCUUUGAAAGAAAUUAUGAUGGUUUAGCACCUUUCUUUGAAAAUAAAAAGAUAUAUUAUCCUAAUGAUGAUCUAGAGGUUGACGAAAUUCCUAUAAAGAAACAUAAGGGUACAAAUCAAAUUUCAACACGUGCAUUUGAUGAAGGGAAUGAUAAGAUAUACCAUCAGCAUUAUAAUUAUUCCCAUGCAAAAAAUAUAAUAAUUGACUGUGUUAAUGAUGAUUGCCUGGCUGAAAUAUUCACGUAUUUGCCAGCAUGUGAAAGACCAAAGCUUGCACUGGUAUGCAAAAGAUGGCAAAAAGCUCUUGAUUAUGCUGGGUUCAAAGUAAAAAAAGUUGAAUUAAUUUAUUGGCAAUUUGAGGAGAAUCCGCGUGGUUUAAAAAAAUAUCCAACAAUUCAUCGAGAAUUAUGUUUUUUAAAAUCACUGCUUGAUAAAUGUGGUCGUUAUUUAACAAAACUAGACUUGACUGCUUAUUGUCAUUGUAACAUAGUGCCAGUUAUUAAUAAUUCUUGUCCAAACCUCGUAAAUCUCCGCUUGAGAUUUACCUACAUAGACGAUGUAAUAUUAUUCAAUGCAUUUACACGUCUAUCUAAACUAGAAGUAUUAACAAUUAUAUUUCAAAAUAUAAAUAAUAAAUUGAUACCUGUUACUUUAAUUAAUUCAUUGAGAAACAUUGCUAAUACAUUGACUCAUCUGAGUCUGUUGAAUUUUAUGCAUGAUCCCGACUCUGACCCAUUCUAUGAGUUGCCAACAGAAAUUGAUUGUGUGAUUCCUGAGCUAAAGGCCCUGGAAAAAUUUGAAGUUGCUGGUAUACGGCUCCCCGAAAUGAGUUGUUAUAAUAGUAAUACUUUAUUUUAUGUUCAAAAAAGUAUUUAUCAAUUAAAUGAUUGUAAGAAAUUGAAUUUGUCGAAUCACCAAGUUACAGAUAAUGCUUUGUAUGUUAUUGCCAAUGUCAUGGAGCAAUUAAAAAUACUAUGUAUAUCCUGUGAAUUGGUAACCGAUGAUGGUAUAGUAGCAAUUUCAAAGAUGAAUAAUUUACAAAUUCUUAAUUGUUUCGGCCAUAACAGCGUCACUGAUUCUUCAGUUAAAUUGCUCAAAAACCUGAUAAAGCUAUGGUUACCAUCUAGCAAUAAAAUUACUGAUGAUUCAAUCAUCAAAGUUCUUGAAAAUUCACCAAAGAUGGAAGAGCUCUAUGUUGAGGGGACAGGUGUAACUGUUGAAUUUAUUAAAAAAGCAGCAGAUAUAUCAAAAAAUCGAGAACGAGUUUUACAUGUCGCCGUUACAUUUAUACCUCAUAUAAAACAAUAUGAAUCACGAAAUUAUGAUGGUUCAGCAACUUCCUUUAAACGGAAAAUGAUAUUAUAUCCUAAUGAUGAUCUAGAGAUUGACGAAAUUCCUAUAAAAAAACAUAAAGCUACAAAUCAAAUUUCAACAUGUUCAUUUGAUGAAGAGAAUGAUGAGAUAGACAAUCAGCAUAAUGAUCAUUCUUAUGCAAAAAAUAUAAUAAUUGACUGUGUUAAUGAUGAUUGUCUUGCUGAAAUAUUCACGUAUUUGUCAGCAUGUGAAAGACCAAAGCUUGCACUGGUAUGCAAAAGAUGGAAAAAAGCUCUUGAUUAUGUUGGGUUUAAAGUAAAAAAAGUUGAAUUAAUUUAUUGGCAAUUUGAGGAGAAUCCUCGCGGUUUAAAAAAAUAUCCAACAAUUCAUCGAGAAUUAUGUUUUUUAAAAUCACUGCUAGAUAAAUGUGGUCGUUAUUUAACAAAGCUAGACUUGACAGCUUAUAAUCAUUGUAACAUACUGCCAGUUAUUAAUAAUUAUUGUCCAAACCUCUUACCAUGCAGUGCUAAAAUUACUGAUGAUUCAGUCACAAAAGUUCUUGAAAAUUCACCAGAUAUGGAAGACCUCUAUGCUGAGUACACAAGUGUCACUGUUGAAUUUAUUAAAAAAGCAGCAGGUAUAUCAAAAAAUCGAAAACAACGCUUACGUAUAGGCGUUACAUUUAUACCUGAUAUAAAACAAUAUGAGUCGCAGUAUUUUACUAUUAAAAUAAGUCAAAAAAAAGAACAAGUACCCAGGAAGUAA